Messenger RNA from Meriones unguiculatus (Mongolian gerbil), 737 nucleotides. It is a transcript of the gene Drc12, whose product is annotated as coiled-coil domain containing 153. NCBI's taxonomy places the organism in Eukaryota, Metazoa, Chordata, Mammalia, Rodentia, Muridae. The coding region runs from base 244 to 729 and encodes 161 amino acids. The transcript has 5 exons. The record is from RefSeq and is a predicted model, not a curated record.
AGCAAGUUGUGGGGAGAGAAGGGAACAGGUUCAGAGAUUUCUUUAAGAGGGCUGAACAUAGGACUGUUCUCUGAUCCCAGCUCUGCCUAAGGUUCCCAGACCAAGAUGUGAAGCUCCCAAAAAGUAAAUACACUGUGAGACUAGAAUCCCGAUGCACCUGAGACCCCCAGCUCAGUGUAGGAGUCAGGAAAGAAUGUCCCUCUGCAGACCCACAUAGGUCUUCCUUCCGCCAGGACAGCGAGGAUGCCACCUAAAACCAAAGGAAAGGGAAGAAAAACUGGGGCACAGAAGAAGAAGAAUUUGAGUCCUGGUGCGGAGGCUGAGGCCAAGCACAGGCUGGUGCUGCUCGAGAAGGAGCUGCUUCAAGACCACCUGGAGAUGAGCCGCCAGCAUCGAGCCCUGCGAGAGGAGUUGGGGACCCGAAGCAAGCACCUGGAAGAGGAAGUGAGAGGUCUACGGCAGCAGCUGGAAACGUGCCAAAGGGAAGCUAAGACAGCAAAGGAGGAGGCUGAGCAAGCCCUCAGAGAACAAGAUGGAACCCUGGCUCAGCUUCGUGCCCAUGUGGCAGACAUGGAGGCCAAAUAUGAGGAAGUCUUACAUGACACCCUGGACUGUCUCUUGGCCAAGCUGAAAGUGGUCAAGCCUCAAUGGGAUGCAGCUGUGCUGAAACUCCACGCCAGGCACAAGGAGCAGCUGCGUCAAUUUGGUCUCAACCCCCUGGAUCUUUGAGGCUUCUA